Cylindrotheca closterium is the source of this 303-nucleotide messenger RNA. Lineage: Eukaryota; Bacillariophyta; Bacillariophyceae; Bacillariales; Bacillariaceae. The record is from the annotation of a GenBank genome assembly.
AUGACGAUUGAUCAAAACGAUCUCUUGGUCGAAUGCUUCAAGAACGGUGCGGAUGAUCAUGAUUCUGGCUUUGUCGUCCAUUUCUUCAGUGACCACGAUGCUGAUUCUAUCAGCAUUUCGCAAGAAAUUGACAGUUAUUUAGAAACGCGAUUGUUUGAUGCAAUCAUGACAUCGUCGGCUUGGAAAUGUCGUCGAGUGAAUGCUCGACUCGCACCAGUCGUCACCAAAAUACUGGAUAUCGAUCCAGACCAACCAACGGUGGUGGCAAUCAAACAUGGUGUCAUGGUGACAAAGCAAACAUAA